Messenger RNA from Triticum turgidum subsp. durum (durum wheat), 504 nucleotides. The record is from the annotation of a GenBank genome assembly. Lineage: Eukaryota; Viridiplantae; Streptophyta; Magnoliopsida; Poales; Poaceae.
AUGGCUGCUUCAGCAAUAGGAGGAUGGGUGGCCUCAGCCUUCAUCACCAAGCUAGUUGAGAAGGUGUGCUCCUAUGCUGGGGACCAGUAUGAAUACCAACGGAAAGAUACAAAGGAGAAACUGAGAAUCCUAGAGAAGAAUCUAUCAUCGAUCCAAACAGCGAUACACAUAGCCGAGAGAGUGCAGGCAAAGAACACAGCCAUGGGAAGUUGGCUAAGGAGAAUCAAAGAUGCUGCCUGUCAAGCUGAGGAUGUUCUCGAUUUGUUUGACUAUCGAGUUCUCCAAGCACAAGCUGAAGACAGGGGCAUGAUUAGCUCAGUUGCUUCAGCUGCAGCUGGCUCGUCUUCUUCAUCCGCAAGCACCAUAACCACUGCCUCUACCACCACUAGCAGUAGCAGCGGCUCAACAGUAAAUCAGUCGGUUCGUCUUCUCAAACGCGCACAACAAGCUCUAUGCCAAGCUCAGGGAAGUUUUUCGGUCGAGUUAAUGAAGAAAACCAUCUGA